GACUGAAGACUAGUUUGGUUUGAGCCAGUCUCUUGGUGCCUUUUUACUUCGCGAGUUGGUUAUUACGGAGUUCGCGCGCGAUUGAGAAUUUUUUUCUAGAAUUGUCGAAUUUUCUUCGUCGCUAUAAUGCGUCCGAUCAGUUGCGUAUUAUUUAUAGUCGCAGCUUUUGUAUCGGUUGAAUAUGCGAAUACGGUUCCUCAUGAAAUCAACCCCGAGCAUGUUCUAAAUAGGUAUAAAAGACAAGAUAACGAUACUGGAAAAAAAGAAGAGAGUUUUGAACUUGAAUUGUGCAAGGACAAGGACGCCGGUGAAUGGUUCCGAUUAGUGGCAGGAGACGGCGAUAAUUGCCGUGAUGUCAUACAAUGCACAUCAUCGGGAUUACAAGCUAUUCGUUGUCCUGCCGGAUUAUAUUUCGAUAUUGAGAAACAAACUUGCGACUGGAAAGCCGCUGUGAAAAAUUGUAAGCUCAAGAAUAAAGAAAGGAAAAACAAACCUUUACUGUUCACCGAAGAACCACUUUGUCAAAAUGACGAGUUGGCCUGUGGUGACCAGCAAUGCGUCGAUCGAGCUCUUUUCUGUAAUGGAAUAAAAGACUGCAACGAUGGUUCAGAUGAAAACGUUUGCGAUAAUGACAACGAUCCAAACAGAGCUCCCCCUUGCGACCCUGCUGUCUGCGUCCUGCCAGAUUGUUUCUGCUCCGAAGAUGGUACCCAAAUUCCAAGCGACUUACCAGCUAAGGACAUUCCUCAAAUGAUCACCAUUACUUUCGACGACGCUAUUAACAACAACAAUAUCGAACUGUAUAAAGAAAUAUUCAACGGCAAGAGGAAAAAUCCAAAUGGAUGUGAUAUUAAAGCUACUUUCUUCGUUUCUCAUAAAUACACCAAUUAUUCAGCCGUCCAAGAAAUGCACAGAAAAGGACACGAAAUCGCUGUUCACUCCAUUACGCAUAACGACGACGAACAAUUCUGGAGCAAUGCUACUGUCGACGAAUGGCUCAAAGAAAUGACCGGUAUGAGAAUAAUCAUCGAAAAAUACGCCAACGUGACCGAUAACUCGGUAGUAGGUCUGCGAGCUCCGUACUUGAGAGUCGGAGGUAACAAUCAAUUCACCAUGAUGGAAGAACAAUCGUUCUUGUACGAUUCCACCAUCACAGCUCCUCUAUCGAAUCCACCUCUGUGGCCAUACACCAUGUACUUCAGAAUGCCUCACAGAUGUCACGGGAACCUGCAGCAUUGUCCGACCCGAAGUCACGCCGUUUGGGAAAUGGUUCUAAACGAAUUGGACCGCAGAGAAGAUCCAAACUUUGACGAAUACUUGCCCGGAUGUGCCAUGGUUGACUCUUGCUCCAAUAUCUUGACCGGAGAUCAAUUCUACAACUUCUUGAACCAUAAUUUCGAUCGUCACUACGAUCAGAAUCGCGCCCCACUGGGUCUCUAUUUCCACGCCGCUUGGCUCAAGAAUAAUCCCGAAUUCUUGGACGCUUUCUUGUUCUGGAUGGAUGAAGUGUCGGCCAAUCACAACGACGUGUACUUUGUGACGAUGACGAACGUCAUUCAAUGGAUCCAGAAUCCGAGAACUUCGUCCGAAACUAAAUCGUUCGACGCUUGGAAAGAAAAAUGUGUGAUCGAAGGUCCCCCAGCUUGUUGGGUACCGCACUCUUGUAAAUUGACCAGCAAAGAAGUUCCAGGCGAGACCAUUAACCUCCAAACCUGCGUCCGAUGUCCGAAUAACUACCCGUGGCUCGACGAUCCGACCGGAGACGGUAUACCCACCUAAAUUUAAAUAACAUCCAAUCAUCGAUCUCGUCUAAAACUAAUAUCUAUCCAUGUGUGUGUGUGUGAGUUUCUACUUACUCGUAUUAUUUGUCGUAUUGUAUAUUUUUCUGCGUGCUUUGUAACACGAUGAACUUGGAUACAGAAAACGAAAACGAAUAAAAAUCAUUCGAAGAGGCGCUAAAUGUCCAUCUAAAUACGUGAUUUGUACAUUGUUGGUACCUAUCUAGCUAGACCUACGUUUAUAUAGUCAAAUUUUACAUCUACAUCCAACCAAAAACAUAAGUAUUUUACAUCUAUAAAACGCGUAAUUUUCAUUUCUUACAGCGCCUCUAAUUUUUUUUUUUUUUAAAUGGCUGUUAAUUAAAACUACAAUUUCGAGUUUUACUUAAAAUUUUGUUUGUUUGUUUGUUUAUUUUUAUACUUAAUUUGUACGAGUACUUAUUGUACUUUUAAAAAUGCCACUUCCCUGUUCCAAAAAAUUCUUGAGAGAUGAAUUUCCAAUAAAUCUGUUUUUUUUUUUCUUAUAGUUUAAUUUUUGUUCCUUCGUAAUUUUACACGAUCCGAUGUACAUUUUUUUUUACACAACAGCUCUCAUAUCCGACCGCUAAUUUUUACACCUUAUUUAUUUUUUGUUUUGUCAUUUGUCCUUUAUAAAUAAUUAUACCGAAAUGUAAAAUCAUUUUACUAAAUAUGUUAAGUAGGUAUGAUUUAUUGUAAUAUGUAUUUCUAUAUUAUUUAUAUUAUUAAUUUCUGAAUGUAUUGUAUUCGGAGACUGAAUUUUUUUUGGAUUUUUUUUCUUGUAAGAGCUGUCGAUACUACAUUUAAAAAAAUUUUCUUGUUUUAAUCGUAAUUUUUUUUUUUUGUAAUAAUGUUUACAAUUUCUGUGAGAAUAUGUGACCAUAUUAUACGUAUAUGUAUACGAAUAGAUAUUAAACUAUUCCGGAUGUAAAUAAAUUUCUCGUCGUUGUAGUAUUUGAACGUAUUAAAAUGUUAUUAAAAUAUUA
Molecule: messenger RNA, 2782 nt
Organism: Planococcus citri (citrus mealybug)
Lineage: Eukaryota; Metazoa; Arthropoda; Insecta; Hemiptera; Pseudococcidae
Gene: serp
Product: chitin deacetylase-like protein serp
Exons: 6
Coding region: 127-1779 (550 amino acids)
Biological process (GO): carbohydrate metabolic process
Cellular component (GO): extracellular region
Molecular function (GO): chitin binding; protein binding; hydrolase activity, acting on carbon-nitrogen (but not peptide) bonds
Source: RefSeq, a predicted model, not a curated record